Maniola jurtina (meadow brown) is the source of this 3679-nucleotide messenger RNA. It is a transcript of the gene kar, whose product is annotated as monocarboxylate transporter 10. The transcript is spliced from 3 exons. Gene Ontology annotation, molecular function: monocarboxylic acid transmembrane transporter activity. Gene Ontology annotation, biological process: transmembrane transport. Lineage: Eukaryota; Metazoa; Arthropoda; Insecta; Lepidoptera; Nymphalidae. The coding region runs from base 320 to 1672 and encodes 450 amino acids. The record is from RefSeq and is a predicted model, not a curated record.
UUAAAAAUAUUGGUUAGCAUUGCUUAGGUUUUAUUUUGAAUGGUUGAAAUUAAUUGAAACUCGUGUCGUAAUUAAACGAACUUUAAGAAGUCCAAGAAAAUUUUGUUAAAUAACAAAAAUAAAAUGUGCAGGUCAAUUCCAAAGUAUGCGUUAGUUAAACAAAGAUAAAAUUCUGUAUAGUGACUUUAUUUUGCUUAAAAAUAUAAUUAUUUUCAUGCAUUUUUCGGAAGGCCAUGUGCCUUAAAUAUUUUAGCAUUUCUAACAGAAAGAGUACGACAUUUAUGAACUAAGUGAUAUACUGCAAUAUAAAGAAUUGAGAAUGGAUUCUUUACCAUUGGAAAAUAAAGAUUUAUUGCCAAAAACUAACGAAAAUAUUUCGAAAGAAACUAAUGGUCAAGCUAUCCUCGGAGAAGAAUCAUCUAGGGCCACUUAUAGGGAACCACCCGACGGCGGUUUCAGAGCUUACAUGAUAAUAUUAGGCUCAUUUUUAACUAAUGGUCUAGUUUUCGGUAUUAUAAACUCCUACAGUGUUAUUUAUAUAGUUCUUCAAAAGAAGCUUGAAGCUGAAAACGUAUCAAAUGCCGGAAGCAGGGCUGCUCUGGUGGGCGCGCUGACGAUGGGGACGACCUUCCUCCUGUCGCCGGUGUCGGGCGUGCUGACAAGCCUCAUGGGCCUACGGUGCACUGCUGUAUUGGGAGGCGCCAUUGCCGUGGUUGGCUUACUAAUAUCCUCCUUCAUUGUCGAUUACGUAGAUGGCCUUUGUUUCACCUAUGGAGUCAUGUACGGUGUGGGUGCAUCUCUCGCCUACACUCCGUCUUUGGCCAUCCUUGGCCACUAUUUCAAAAAGUAUUUAGGACUAGUCAAUGGCAUUGUUACAAUCGGUAGCUCAAUUUUCACGGUAGCGAUGCCACCGUUAAUGGAAUAUAUGAUAGAGAAUUAUGGGUUACCAGGAUUGUUUAGAGUACUAGCAGUUUUGACAGUCGGUGUAUCUCUUUGCGGUUUGCUAUUCAAGCCUAUAUCUGUCGUGGUCACAGAGAAACCGAUUAGGGAACAGGGUUUCGGAGCCAUCAUCAACACUAUUUUUGAUGGUAGAAUUUGGAGGAAUAGAAGUUACAAAUUGUGGGCCUUAUCUAUGCCCAUAGCUCUAUUCGGUUAUUUUGUUCCUUACGUUCACAUAAAAAAGUUUAUCGAUAGCAAUUUUAAGAAUGUUCAUGAGAAUUUGCCGCUGCAGUGUAUAGCGGUUACCUCUGGUAUAGGAAGAUUAUUUUUCGGUUUCUUAGCUGACAAGAAGGGAGUCAAUAGGAUUAUGUUACAACAGAUAUCUUUUUUCAUAAUUGGGACUCUUACAAUGAUAUUGCCGUUUGUUAGGUCCUUUCCUCUAUUGGUCUGCGUAUCUUUAGCUAUGGGCAUUUUUGAUGGUGCAUUUAUAGCAUUGAUCGGCCCGAUCGCCAUCCAGUUUUGCGGCAGUGCGUAUGCUGCACAAAGUAUUGGUUGUAUGCUAGGACUGGCCGCUUUGCCCCUUUCGAUGGGUCCGCCGCUAGCGGCUCUCAUUUACAAAGAAACACAGUCUUAUACGUUGCCAUUCAUGCUGGCUGGAAUCUCCCCUAUUGUAGGAGCAACAUUGAUGUUCUCGACGAGGUUUCAAAGUUUAAGAAGAACAAGUGAAUUUUAAUAAAAUCGGUUUUCACGUUUACGAUAAACUAAAUUGAUGUCUGGACAGUUUAGUGUAGACAAUAGAGAGGACUCUACCUUGAUUAGUGGACAACGUCCUCAUUCCUCAAGAGUUAAGGCUUAGACUCAAGAAGACACACAACGAGAUGGAAUUCGUUUAUACAACAAAGAGUAUGAGGGCCUUCAGAUUGAGAAGCGUUUUUGCUGCUGCCGUCGCGCACUGCAGUGUAACCAGGCCAGGCUUAUUUGAUCACGUGACCCGAGAAAUACACCUACUGCGGCGCACUCUUUCGACGGCACUGUCAACUGGUGUGGUUGCUAUCAAAUAAAAGAAAGAGACAAGAGAUGAAAGCUAACGCGAUAGAAAGAGAGGCAUUUACUAUAUUUUAGGCCGCAGCGCGGCACUGCCAGCUGAAUAAUAAAUGGUACUUUAUUGCAUCGCAAGUCGUUAUUUAUUUGAAGAUCUGUGCGCAGUGAUCCUCUUGUACCUGGAAGUGCUAAAAUAUACUCUGAGGUGUGACGUGCUUAUACAUUUACUUGUAUCGUACAGGCGUCCGUCUGACGUCCUGCUGUGCAUUUUCCGUCGCGCUUUCUGUCUGUUUAGGCCUUUAUCGAAAGUAAGAAUUAGUGAAUGUCGACAUAUUAUUGUAAAAAGAUAUUACAAUCACAUUUUAAGAAUUGAUAGGACAAGUGCCUUAACAUUUAACUUGUUAUGAUGAGGGCUGAUUUGGCGCUUUGGACUAUGAAGUGAGAUUCAUUUAUUACUUUAAAUUAUUAUUAAUAAUAUUAAAGUAAACUAACAAAUAAUUUCGAUGCAGUCCCUACCACCGAACCUUGACAGCUACAAAAUCUUUUGCCUGUGGCACCAAAGAUGAAAAAGUAAGAUGGAAAAGACACGGUGGAAUGGUUCUAUAAUAAUUAAUUUAUAAUUAAUAACAAUAAUUAGAAUUGUUCCAGUUGUAGUCUUUUAAAAAAUCAUUUUUAAACUAACUCAUUUUUAUCAUUUAAAUCCAGUGACUUGGUUCCCAGUUCCAGAUUUUCCAUUUAAAGGUUCAAACAUAUUAUUGUGUUGCUUCGUGUUGUAGAAGGUGUCACUCAUUUUAUAAUGAAGAGGGGCUACACAAUAAUAUUUAUGUCUGCAGCUUAAUUCGAUUCAAGCGAAAAUACUAAUCCAAUUAAAUAUUACCUAAUACAAAUUAAGAGAUUAAUUUUGAUUUAUGUACAUUGUACAAUAUGUAUAUGAAUAUGUAAAUACAAUAGACCGCCAAAUCAGCCCCCAAUUUUAUGUAAAUCUCAUAAUUAUUUACACCAUAGAUUAUGCAAUUAUUUGUAUUUGCAUUGCAAGUGCAAUUGUUUGCAAUUAUAUGUACUUCAUAGGUGCUUGAUAUUUUUUAAAUGAUUAGAUAUUACGAAGUUUUAUUAAAUUAUACUAUAACUGGAGUAUAUUUACUAUAGUUAACCAAAGAGUUUAUCUAUAUUGUAGGUACUGUAUAAAUAUGACGUUAGCUAAUUCAAUAAGUAACGUAAACACAUAGUAUCUACUCUUAUAGCUACUAUUUACUUAUGAUACUUUUAAAGACAAUGAGUACAAUCAACUCUGCUGUUAUCGACAGUUAAAUGCCUCGUUAUAAUGAUUUAUGACAGUUGUAUAAUGAUUUAUGUUAUGUUUAACGAUAACUUAUGUUAUGUUUACAUAAACAUGCUGAGUUUAGGGAUUGACAUAAAAUCUUAGAACAUUUAGUUCAAACUAAACUUUAGUGUGAAUUAAAUGUUUAUACACUAGUUCACACUAAAGUUUAGCGUGAACUAAUGUAUAAAAUGUUCCAGGUUGUUUGUGUGUGUGUGUGUAUGUAUGUGACACACACACACACAAACACACACGUGUUGUGUGUGUGUUACUAAUUUUAUUUUUGCGAACUAUUUUUAAUGAAGCAAAAAUUUCAUGAUUUUAUUGAAAGUAUAAUCGUUGCUGUCAUAAUACGAUAAAUUUUAUAGCAGACACGCCACG